Molecule: messenger RNA, 1428 nt
Organism: Gadus morhua (Atlantic cod)
Lineage: Eukaryota; Metazoa; Chordata; Actinopteri; Gadiformes; Gadidae
Product: LIM/homeobox protein Lhx8
Exons: 8
Coding region: 96-1217 (373 amino acids)
Biological process (GO): forebrain neuron development; regulation of transcription by RNA polymerase II; neuron differentiation
Cellular component (GO): nucleus
Molecular function (GO): RNA polymerase II transcription regulatory region sequence-specific DNA binding; DNA-binding transcription factor activity, RNA polymerase II-specific
Source: RefSeq, a predicted model, not a curated record
GUCUAACACAACAGCGCGAUAGCUGCAAGAGAAACAUAACCAUAUUGAGUUAAGGGCGGCUUUGGCUUGUUGUUUUGAGAACUGGAUACAUCAUAAUGCGGUGGAAAAGCGAGGUGAAAGCAGAAUGUUGCGGCAGCAUCGAUGGAGACGAAAGCGAGGGUGUGACGAUGCUGAUCUGUGAGGACAGGGACACGCCGGUGGAGGUCCUGGAUGAAGACUCGUGCUCGUCGUCCCUGCAGGCGAUGGCUUCCGCGCCUCUGCUGGGAAGAACUGUGUGUGCGAACUGCAACGAGGACAUCGUCGAUAAAUAUUUACUAAAGGUGAACGACCUGUGCUGGCAUGUGCGCUGCCUCUCCUGCAGCGUUUGCCAGACCUCGCUCGGCAGCCACGCCAGUUGUUACAUUAAAGAGAAAGAAGUGUUCUGUAAACUGGAUUACUUUAGAAGAUAUGGGACGUGGUGCGCCUGCUGCGGCCGCAACAUCCACUCCACCGACUGGGUGCGCCGGGCGAAGGGCAGCGUGUAUCACCUGGCCUGCUUCGCAUGCUUCUCCUGCAAGCGGCAGCUGUCCACCGGGGAGGAGUUCGCCCUGGUGGAGGAGAAGGUGCUGUGUCGCGUGCACUACGACUGCAUGCUGGACAACAUCAAGCGGGCCGCGGAGAAGGGGAACAGCGUUAACAUGGAGGGCGCAAUGCCCACGGAGCAGGAGCUGAACCAGCCAAAGCCGUCCAAGCGAGCCCGGACCAGCUUCACUGCGGACCAGCUGCAGGUGAUGCAGGCGCAGUUUGCCCAGGACAACAACCCAGACGCUCAGACGCUCCAGAAGCUGGCCGAACAGACGGGUCUCAGCAGGAGAGUCAUACAGGUGUGGUUCCAGAACUGCCGGGCGCGACACAAGAAGCACGUGAGCCCCACCCACACGUCCAGCACCCCCAUGACCUCCAUGACCUCCAUGACCUCCAUGAACACCAUGACCUCCAUGGGCUCCAUGAACUCCAUGACCUCCAUGGGCUCCAUGGGCUCCAUGACCCCCAUGGGCCACCUCUCCCAGCCCACGGUGACCCCUGAGGAGCUCCAGUUCUCAGGCUACGGUGGCCCUGAGGGGUCCAUGCUCUCUGCCCUGCACUCGUUCAUAGACGUGCACCCACCUUCCUCAAUGUUGUUCCAACCACUGCUGCCAUCCCAUAAUAUGUCCUCGCUGCCAGUUUCCCAUGCCUGAAUAGCUUGGGCAUGCAAACACACAAAGACACUCACGUGCAUUUGUGCACACAUGCAUGCACGCACAAACGCAAGCACAGAAUAGUGCACGGAUGCACACACACACAGCAAACACAUGCAUGCAUGCAAACAUUUGCACUCACACACAUACACACACACACAGACACACGUCCACACACACACGUCCACACACACACACGUCCACACACACA